GGUGGCGGCCUAGAGGGAUGACCCCGGGCGGGUGACCGAGUCCCCCGGCCCGGUCCCCGGGAGGGGGGAGGGGAUUUGUUACUCGUUACCGGCCGGAAGGCAGAACCGGUCCGUUGCCCACACGCACGAAUCGGGCAGCGCAGACCGGGCCAAGGAUGCAGCUGGGUCACCGGACGUGGCAGCGGCGGGCCCCUCUGAAGCGGUCCAGGAUCCUGCACAUGGCGCUCACCGGGGCCUCCGACCCCAGCAGCGAGGCCGAGGCGGGCAGCGGCGAGAAGCCGUUCCUGCUGCGGGCCGUGCAGAUCGCGCUGGUGGUCUCCCUCUACUGGGUCACCUCCAUCUCCAUGGUGUUCCUCAACAAGUACCUGCUGGACAGCCCCUCCCUGCGGCUCGACACCCCCAUCUUCGUCACCUUCUACCAGUGCCUGGUGACCGCGGUGCUGUGCAAGGGCCUCAGCGCCCUGGCCACCUGCUGCCCCGGGGCCGUGGACUUCCCGACCCUGCACCUGGACCUCAGGGUGGCCCGCAGCGUGCUGCCCCUGUCGGUGGUCUUCAUCGGCAUGAUCACCUUCAAUAACCUCUGCCUCAAGUACGUGGGCGUGGCCUUCUACAAUGUGGGCCGCUCCCUCACCACCGUCUUCAACGUGCUGCUGUCCUACGUGCUGCUCAAACAGACCACCUCCUUGUAUGCCCUGCUCACCUGCGGCGUCAUCAUCGGUGGCUUCUGGCUGGGUGUGGACCAAGAGGGCGCCGAGGGCACGCUGUCCCCCGUGGGCACCCUCUUCGGGGUGCUGGCCAGCCUCUGCGUCUCGCUCAAUGCCAUCUACACCAAGAAAGUGCUGCCGGCGGUGGACGGUAGCAUCUGGCGCCUGACUUUCUACAACAACCUCAACGCCUGCUUCCUCUUCCUGCCCCUGCUACUGCUGCUUGGGGAGCUGCGCACCCUCGGGGACUUCGCCCAGCUGGGCAGCGCCCACUUCUGGGGGAUGAUGACGCUGGGCGGCCUGUUCGGCUUCGCCAUCGGCUACGUGACGGGGCUGCAGAUCAAGUUCACCAGUCCCCUGACCCACAACGUGUCGGGCACGGCCAAGGCCUGCGCCCAGACGGUACUGGCCGUACUCUACUACGAAGAGGCCAAGAGCUUCCUGUGGUGGACGAGCAACCUAAUGGUGCUGGGCGGCUCCUCCGCCUACACCUGGGUCAGGGGCUGGGAGAUGAAGAAGGAGCAGGAGGACCCCAGCCCCAAGGAGGGCGACAAGAGCGCUGUGGGUGUGUGAGCUCCUGCAGGGACCCCUGGAAGGCUGUCCGGGCGUCCCCAGCAGCGAGGCUGGGGGGAACCUGUGCUUGCCGGGAGUAUCAGACAGUUGCCAAACCCGUCUCUCCCCCGGGUGCCAUUUCUGGGUUUCCGCCCUGCCCCCCCGCGGGAUGAGCGCCCACUCCAUCCCCUCCCGGGGCCUGUCUACCUCCACACCCCUGAGUGGGGUUGGUGCGGCCUGCGGCCCCUAAGGGACAGUAUUGGCAAAUCUUCACUUCUACUCAGGGCAGGUCAGGGUGUGACCCCACCACAGCCAGCUUGGGGGGCACACCUCCGGGGUCCUGGCCCCGCAGACCCACCCAGCUUCCGAGACAGUGGGCUGGUGCUACCACUCCUCUGCACCGAGACCAAGGCCGGAGGAAGCGGGUGGGAGGUUGAAGUGUCCUGGUGACCGACCCUGGCACCACCCCCGACCAGGGACAGCUGGAAAUGGGGCGGCUCAGGAAGAAGGGGGUCCCCCGCCCCAUCUGCACCCUACCUUUCCAGCUUUAGAACACAAGGGGGCCGUGCUCCCCUAAUCCCUAACCAGACACCAGACCUACCUGCCCCUAAGAGGCCACAGUGACCUCUGAGCUCCCAGCACCUGGCCCGGGAGGCUGCUUCCCUCUUUUCCCAACUCUGCCUGCCCCCAGGUCUUGUGGUGGGGCUCAGAGCCUUCCCCCCAGGGGAGGUGCUCUCCCCUAACUCAGCCUGAAGGUGAACAUUCGCUUUCCUCCCUGAGUGGGACUGGAAGCACCCGCCUGUCACCUGGCUCCUUCCCUGGGGAGGCCUCGGGAGGCAGAAGCAGGAGCAAGCUCCCCCGACCUGUCUGAGCCCACAAGAGCUCCACGCUGCAUCCCAGGACCUUGAAGGUGAGGGUCCCAGCAGAUGAAAUUGGGGGGGACGCAAAUGGGAGGGUGGGGGUCCUCUCACCUCCCAGGUAGUCCCCCCACAAUCCCAGGUGGUUUCAAUGAAGCUAGGGGGCCUGAUGCCCUGGGCUGCGAGUGAUUUAACAAUAAAUGGAGUGACUUGUCCUGUG
Oryctolagus cuniculus (rabbit) is the source of this 2333-nucleotide messenger RNA. It is a transcript of the gene SLC35C1, whose product is annotated as solute carrier family 35 member C1. NCBI's taxonomy places the organism in Eukaryota, Metazoa, Chordata, Mammalia, Lagomorpha, Leporidae. The record is from RefSeq and is a predicted model, not a curated record.